AUGCUGUGGCAAGCUGCCCCGAAGGAUGAGUUUGACCUGACGGAGUACUGGCUUGGUUUUGGUUUGAUUGUGACGCCGCACCGGGCUGGCCUGGAGGAGGGGGAGGGAUUUGGCCUGACGGAGUGGUGGUGGCCUGGUUUGAAGAAGGCCCUGGUUGGGGCUGAGAAGUGCCAGAGGGCUGAAGCUCAGUCUGGACGACCGAACCACUUUGAGGAGCAGGAGCAGGAGUGGGAGUAG
Molecule: messenger RNA, 237 nt
Organism: Clonostachys rhizophaga
Lineage: Eukaryota; Fungi; Ascomycota; Sordariomycetes; Hypocreales; Bionectriaceae
Source: the annotation of a GenBank genome assembly